Clonostachys rhizophaga is the source of this 633-nucleotide messenger RNA. NCBI's taxonomy places the organism in Eukaryota, Fungi, Ascomycota, Sordariomycetes, Hypocreales, Bionectriaceae. The record is from the annotation of a GenBank genome assembly.
AUGGAUAAUGCUAGAGGCACUGCCGCUCGGCUGCGGCGCACGUUCCAGUACCCAGAUGAUAACCACAGCGACAGCGAGGGCUCCGAGCCCGAAGCCAUGGACGAAGAAGAACAAGAAGCCCUGAUAACCCGCCUCGCCGCCGAAAACGCCUCCCGCAACGCCUCAUUCACCCGCGUCCUCUUCUACACAUCGCUCGCCGCCGCCGCCUGCUACCUCCCAUCCCUGCUCCUGCCCUUCUACGCCGGCGUCACGAAGCUCUUCUCCAUCCUCGCCGUUACAUCCUUGGCGUCUACGGCGUUCAUCCUUCAUCGCCUGCCGCCCACGACCACCGGCAUCGCGCUGCUGGAUGGUAAGGGCAAAACGGGCAGGGGACGGGACCUCCCGCUGAGCAUGGGGACGAUGCAGAGGUCUCCCCUCGAGACAUACCUCCCGUAUCUGAACCUCGGCCUCAUCGCCGCCCUGAUCCUCAUGGGGAUGGUCACAAAAUCAAACGUGGCGAGCUUUGGAUGGAUCGGGAUGGGCAACCUGCCGGCCAUUGUAUACAUUGUAGUUCUCGUAGCAAAGAUGGUCAUGGCCAGCGUCGACCCGGAGGCGGAGCUGUCAACUCUUAAAUAUGAGUACAAGGGCGCUUAA